GAGAUUGGGAGGAAAGACGCAAGGUUGGUGUUUGCAGCCGCACUUCGUUGUUUCCCCGCGACAUUUGUGCGUGAGUAACAGUCGCGGUCGGUAGGAAGGAAAGGACAUAUGACUUUUUCUCCGCUGUGAAGCUGGGCGACGAGGCUACAUGGUGUGUGCUCCCCGCUCAGAGUGUGGAUGUGCGGGUGUCCAGACAUGGAAAGCUACCAGGAGUUCUGUCUGCGGAGUUUGGCCAUGCUGCAGGAGGAGGGGGAGCUCAAGAAGAGGACAUGUGAGCCACUGUGGUCCCUGAAGGCUCGCUCAGUCAUAUGCUUCCAUGGAAGAGCUGUGCUUUCGCCUCUGUUGAAUGCAGAGCAGCGUAGUGAGAUGUGUGACCACAGACAGAGGGCGGUCCAGCUGGAGGUGAACAGGCAGAACCGGCAGAGGAACAAGCUUUUGGCAAAGGUUCAGGACAUACUGGACCAAGCUCAGGCACAUAAAGCGCCAAGUGAAGAGGUUGAAAACCUGCCAGCUUCUAAAUCUGCAACAGUCAGUGGCUACACCCUGGUCACUGACUCUCCUGGACUUCCCAGAGACCCUGGAUUUAGGCUUCAGACAAAUGAUCAGCCUGCCACGCCAUGCCCUGAGACCCCCACCCUCAAUGGGUUCAAGGGAGUGGAGGAAAUGAUGGUGGAGAGGGAAGAGAAGAGUGAGGAGGAAGAGGAGGAGGAGGAUAUUAGUUUGGACAGCCUUCUUAAGAGAUCAAGGGAGUAUGUCAAGAAAGAGCAGAAUCAGCAGGGGUCAAAAGUUGUCCACACAGUCACCAGGACUCCCCCGCCUGAGACUGCCUCUGACAAGGAGAGUAAGAGCUGCAGUCCAAUGAACUCAACGCCUGUGCCCCCCACAGGCGUUGAGUUUGGAUUCAGUCUGCACCAUAGCCCUAUUGGCCCACCUCAGACGCAAAUCCAGCAUCAAACUCUGUACGACCCCAGUCCCCAACAGCCUGGCUGCCUCUCACCUAGUCUACCUGACCGGUACGCUCGUCUUCCCAGUCCAGAGUCCAGCGUUAGUCCCCGCCCACCGAGACGCAGGCCACGCCCAGUGUCUACAGGGAACAUUCAUAUUUCGUUUCCCGUCGGCCCAGCAGACCUUAUUCCCCGAAGCCCGGGAAGGUCAGGGGAAGGUGCUGGAAUGGCUGAAUGGGUAGAAGCUCUCUCAGGGGCCACAAAGUCCUCCGAUCACUGGGGCUCAGUGGGGAGUGAAGGUGGGGCCAGUGUUCACAAGAGUGGCAGUCGUCGAUCCAGCCACUGUGGUACCAGUCCAGUGCAGGAAACCUGUAGCCCUGUUAGUGCUUCAGGGCCUAGCCCAAAGGGACACGACCAUCUGGCUGCAGGAUUUCGCCGGCGCUGCCACACCCUGGACAGCCAGUUGCAUAGCUACCACUCUGGAGUUGAGCACAUAGACCGCAGCCAGGAAAGGGUUCCUCGCUUCAUGGCAGGAGUUACAUGGAAGGCUCCAAGUUGGCGCACCCCUGCAGUGCCCUUAAACCAGUCGUAUGAGGUAGAAAAUCCCUCACCAUCUCUUUUGAGGCCACGCGUGACUCCUGACGUGGCUCAGGUCACAUUCAGGAUGGAGCAUGACGACCCUCAGGGGACAAACAGUGGAAGGAUCACACCGGCUGUUUUCAGAAAUGCAGCUGAGGCACAGACCAGCAAGACAGAAGAUACCCAGAGGCGAGCGCAGGCUCUGGAGGACAUGCAAAGGCGUCUGGAGGAGGAGCACGCCUUGCAGAUGUCUCUGCUCCUGGCCGAGCAGGAGAAAGAACAACAGCGCCUCCGCCUGGAGCUCGAGGAGACAGAGAGAAGACUGAAGGAGCAGGGCUGUGUCCGGCCUUUGAGCGGGGAUGCUUGUGGGUGGACUUGCAGGUCUGUGAGUGACAGCUGCCCUGUUGUGAGCCCCUCUUGCCCGGGACUAAGCCCUGCCCACACACCGUCUGAGCGAUCACCUGGACACAGUAUAGGUUUUCCCAGUCCUGUAAAUUCCAGUGUGUCCUCUCCCUCUGUCCAGCCUCCCGUCUAUCUGUGGGGGCCCACAUGGGUAGUUAGCAAACCUCAAGCAAGGCUAUGUCUGAUUCUGACAGCAGAGCAGCAGAGAGCGUUCUGUCGAAUAGGCGCCAUCAUUCGCGGAUUCCUCACACGCAGACUGCUCAAAACAGAGAAGGUCAAACACCUGCGCCAAACCAUCAGGGAUACACAGGAGUUCAUCCGUUCCUUCCAGACUGAAGCUCCACAGAAAAGAGGCACCUACUCAGCACAAGAUCGCUCCCUGCAGGAGAGAGUUAGAGCCCAGUUACGUGCAGCCCUUUAUGACAUCCAUGACAUCUUCUUUGAAAUGCCUCUGGGGGAUCGAUUGGCAUUGCUGCAGCAGGACAGGGAGCUCAGAGCAGAGAGGAAGCUACGAGACAUGGAGAAAGCAAAGUGCCCAAAGGAGAGAGUGGCUCUGUCUGCUGCCACACAGAGGUCUCUGGAUAGGAAAAAGAGGGUUGGUGAAUCCCCAGCACAGGCUCGAAAGAUGCAGCAGAAGCCAAAGAGCCCCACUACCAGCAGAGUCCUGAAGCCAAGCCAAGGCCAAAAUUCUCCUGUCCUAGGCCAACUGAACCGCCAGGGGAGCUGGUACAGAAGAACCCCAGAGGAGAGAGUGAGGCGCUCAGACAGCCUGAAGAAGCAGCACUCUCUGGGUUAACUGGUGACUCAUCAUCUCCUGAUGUGUCAACUUGAAUUUUCAGUCUUUGAACACAAACCUCGCACCACUGAGACUCCAGUCACAGCUGCUAAUAGUAAUAUGACUGUCUUUAAUGUACCUUCUGAAAUGUAAAUGAUUGUAUUCACUACCACGCUUAAGAUCACUGAUAUUCACCGUCACGAUGCCCUUGUUGUAGCUUAGUAAAAUAGUUUUUAGUAGCAGCAACUGAUUGUUAUACACAAAACUCACAUGUAGCUUGAUGUGGAGUAUUUAAUACAUCUUUUUGAUAGAAUCUACUGAAAUUAAAGUAAAACUAGGAGGCCAGAGGGAGGGAGAUGAGUCCAAAUGUUUAUCUGUGCCUAGUAGCCACGCCUUUGCUAUCUGUCAUAUCUUAGCAUGCAUACAGUAUAGUUACCAUUUGAGUUCAUAAACAUCUAGUGCUUUUAAAUGUGAGUGAAUUUCCAAACAUCUAUUUAAUGCUGGCAGUCACAUAAUGUAGUUGCCAUUAAAAAUAGAGUAUUUAUGUGUGUAUAAUUCAAGGUUUUUUUUCAAGGGCUUUGAGUACCUGUUUGUGCUUUAGUUCUUAAUUAAAUGGUGCUGAGUUUACAGUGCUCUGAGACAUGUCAGCAUGUUUCAACAUUUGGCUUAAAUUGAUGCCAAAUGGGAAAAAAAAGGAAAUGUAAUUGUUUACUGACCACACUACGACACUACACUAGCAGGCUGUUACAUCACGGUAGCUUCACAUAACAGCAGAUGCACAGCAGACCCUCAGUGUGGAGUUUCCUCUGAAAGAAUAUUUAUGUGAAUAUCUUAUCUAACCACUUGUUCACUGCAAUACCGCAUUGACUUUAUACUUCUGCAUUAGUCGUAUUCAGUGUGUGCUGACAUCACUAUGCUCUUUUAAAAAAAAUGUUUUUUUAAUUAUUUAAAAUGCCAAAUUGUUUGUUUUCUAUGACCAGAAUAAAUUCUGAAAUUA
Chelmon rostratus (copperband butterflyfish) is the source of this 3697-nucleotide messenger RNA. Its product is annotated as centriolar coiled-coil protein of 110 kDa-like. Gene Ontology annotation, cellular component: centriole. The coding region runs from base 178 to 2721 and encodes 847 amino acids. Gene Ontology annotation, biological process: centriole replication; centrosome duplication; regulation of cytokinesis. The transcript has 14 exons. The record is from RefSeq and is a predicted model, not a curated record. Lineage: Eukaryota; Metazoa; Chordata; Actinopteri; Chaetodontiformes; Chaetodontidae. Gene Ontology annotation, molecular function: protein binding.